Molecule: messenger RNA, 1190 nt
Organism: Alnus glutinosa
Lineage: Eukaryota; Viridiplantae; Streptophyta; Magnoliopsida; Fagales; Betulaceae
Product: truncated transcription factor CAULIFLOWER A-like
Exons: 8
Coding region: 252-1013 (253 amino acids)
Biological process (GO): positive regulation of transcription by RNA polymerase II
Cellular component (GO): nucleus
Molecular function (GO): protein dimerization activity; DNA-binding transcription factor activity, RNA polymerase II-specific; RNA polymerase II cis-regulatory region sequence-specific DNA binding
Source: RefSeq, a predicted model, not a curated record
UUAUUCUUUCUUUCUUUCCCAUAUAUACAUAGAGAAAGCCUUUUGCUUCACAUUGUAACUAAAAACCCUUCACAGACACAAAAAUAGAAAGAUACCCAUAAUACACUAGAACGCCUUCUUCGUGAUGUUUUUUUCUUCGUCUCCUUUGAAAUGAACCCUCGUUAGGGUUUUUCCUGGAAUUUUUUUCCUGGUUUUCUUUCUUUUAGCCGUUUUCCCCCGGAUUUUCUGAGUGAAAAAAAGGUUACACCAAAAUGGGGAGAGGUAGGGUUCAGCUUAAGCGAAUCGAGAACAAGAUCAGCCGGCAAGUGACGUUCUCGAAGCGGCGGACCGGGUUGCUCAAGAAAGCUCAUGAGAUCUCGGUGCUGUGCGAUGCUGAGGUUGCUUUGAUUGUGUUCUCUACCAAAGGGAAGCUCUUUGAGUUUUCCUCCGAUUCCAGCAUGGACAGGACUUUGGAACGAUAUGAAAGGUACUCAUAUGCCGAACGACACCUUAUGGCAACUGAUUCUGAGACGCCACAGGGAGGCUGGUCUCUGGAAUUCCCCAAGCUUUCGGCUAGAAUUGAAGUUUUAGAAAGGAACACAAGGAACCUCUUGGGAGAAGAUCUGGACCCCUUGAGUUUGAGAGAGCUUCAAAAUCUGGAGCAACAGCUUGAUAUAGGCCUGAAACGACUCCGAACAAGAAAGAACCAACUUAUGCAUGAAUCCAUUAUGGUGCUGCAGAAGAAGGAAAAAGCCCUGCAGGAGCAAAACAACUUGCUAUCGAAAAAGAUCAAGGAAAAUGAGAAAGCAGUGGCCGAACAUGCACACCUAGGGCAACCAAGCAUAGGCCAAAACUUAUCCACCUUCAUGCUCUCCCCACCACAACAUCCACAGCCACCGACAAUACCGCUUCCUUCUCUAACUUUUGGAGGUACUUUCCAGGCAGGAGGAGGAGAUCUGGAUGCUGGAGCUGAGACUCAGCCUAGUACCACUGGGCUAAUGCCACCUUGGAUGCUUCGCCAUAUAAAUGGAUGAAGACUUUUCGAGCCACCAAAGUCGGUUUAGAAAGCGGAAGCGGAAGCUACGACAUUUUGUUAACCCUCCAUGUUACAUGUAUAUCUUACUAUGAUGACAAUUGCACCACCGCCACUGUAAUUUCAAAGUAUUUCAAGACUGCACCUUCUCGUGCCAACAAACAUAUUUCAGGUCUAA